Owenia fusiformis is the source of this 1198-nucleotide messenger RNA. NCBI's taxonomy places the organism in Eukaryota, Metazoa, Annelida, Polychaeta, Sabellida, Oweniidae. The record is from the annotation of a GenBank genome assembly.
AUAGCCUUUAAUAAAGAUAAACACCAGACAGAACGUUGAUAAAUGCAAAUUGAAAAUUCUGAUAAAAAACAUCAUAAAUGUUGUUUAAAUUUUCUCGAAAAUUCAUUUCUUCAAUUUUACCAGCUAACACAGGUGUACAUUUGAGUAGAUUGUUGCUUCGCCAUUUUUGCAGCUCAUCAAUCAACAUCAUGGAGCAAAACAUUGAAGGCUUCAAGUAUACUGGUAAAGACUGGAAGGUGACUGGCCAGAUGAAGGCUCAUUUUGAUGAGUUUGGCUACAUGAUUAUCAGAGGUCUCCUUACAAAUGCUGAGACUCUAAAGCUCAAGGAGUUCCUUGAUAAAGACAAGGGAAUGGUUGAUUAUAAGAUGGAUAGGGAUGAUGGGGAAGGGCGUGCUGUGGGGAUCACUGUGUGGAACCAUCCCAGUGAUGAUAUAUUGGGGGUUGUAGCCCGCACGGAACGUGUAGCAGGCACUUGGGAAAAGUUGCUUGGAGGGGAAGUUUAUCACUAUCAUUCGAAACUCAUUGCGAAAGAUGCCUUCACAGGAGGUGCAUUUGUUUGGCACCAGGAUUAUGGUUACUGGUACAACAAUGGGUGUAUCUUUCCUAAUCUAGGUACAACAUGGACAGCUAUUGAUAGAGCAGACAGGAAAAAUGGAUGUCUAAAGAUCAUCCCAAUGAGCCACAAAAUAGGACGCAUAGACCACAUUAGAGUUGGAAAACAAGCAGGGGCAGACACCGCCCGUGUAGAAGAGAUAGAAAAAGUGUGUCCUAUCAUCCAACCAGAGUUGGACCCCGGAGAUGCCCUGUUCUUCCACUGUAACAUUCUACAUAGGAGCGACCAGAACAAUAGUCCAAACAGACGCUGGGGCUACCUGUGUUGUUACAAUAGGGCUAAUAAUACCCCAUAUAAAGAGAACUCACCACACCCUGUGUAUACUAAACUAGACAAGCUGCCAAACUCAGCGAUCAUGGAUUGUGAUGUCACUGAUUUAGCUGCCAACAAAGAGGUAGCUGCCAAAAGAGACUACUACAUUGCAACACCCGAAAACUCAGCAUAUUUGCAGGUCCCUGAGAAAAUGGAGUAACUUUGAAUAAAAGACACUAACAUUAUAGAUAUUAUGAAAGUAUAACCUCUGGUACAUUUGGUUUAUUCUAAAUAAAUCCAGGUUUUGGCAUAAUACAUCAAAUGAAAAUAAAU